UUCAGCUGGUCUGAACGAGAUUCAAUCGGGGUUUUUGUCUGGACUACCGAGGAGAAGAAGCAGUACCGUGUAGUAGAGGACGGAGAGAGGGCGAGAGCGAGAGAGAGCAAUAGAGCGAGAGAGUCAGAAGAGUGCAGGACGUUGAAACCUAGGUACCGUCUUAUUAUUUGCAGGGUCAGGUUCGAGACGUGUGCCGGGGGCUGUUGUUGUUCUGGCUGGCUCGCUAGCAUCGUCGCAGCAAGCAAGCAAGCAAACCUCUUGGGAAGUGGUGAACGGUAGAAGUAGCAUCUACGGGGCCAGAGUGGACGGCACGAGACAGCCACGGUGCGCUGUGAAGGGGAGGAAAGGAUGGCAGAGGUCAUGUCGGCGGCAUCUGCACCAUACCAACAACACACGACCGGCAGUUCACCCUCGCCUGCCUCGUUCGGUCUCGCGACGCAGCAAGACCAGCUGGAAGCCGUUGUCCCUUCGAGGACCAUGUCGCAAAGGUCGCAGAAACGUGCGGAUCGAUCAGAACGAACAGGAGGAGACCGUCGACGAUCGUCCCAAGCAUCGAACCCAAUGCCACAGUCGCAGUCGCAGCAGCUGGCGCAACCACCACCUCCUCCUCCCGCUACUCGAACCGAUCGAUCACGACCGCAAUCAGCAGUGCAACCCGCAUUCAGCUCGAACCUGUCGUAUGCGCAAGUCCGCGACUUUGCAUAUCCCGCGUACCAUUCGAUGCAUUUCGGUGGUCCCAGUGAGGAGGAGUCCGGUGUGAGCGCGCCAACAGGGUGGGAUGCAGGUCGCAGAUUAUCAGAAAGCGCAGAAAGCAGUACAUCAGGGGGCAAAGGAUGGCAUGCGGGGCCAUGGGGUGGGGAUGGUGUCUUAUAUGGUGAUCCCGAGCAAGACAUGGAGGAAUUGCCACGCACUGCAUUCGGCACCGCAGGCGAUGAUUGGGGCGAAGAUGAGACAUCGUUCAAGGUUAAUAAGCACCGCAAAAGCAGAUCAUUCCACGAUAUCCCCAAUUAUGAGCGAGGGCGCCGGAGAGAGUCGCAAGGACGCAGCAAAGCACAGGAAGAAGGGUCGCAAUCGCAACCGCAACAGUAUGAUCCCGCGGGACGCGAUGCGUUGCGGCAGAGUCGAGGCUUUAUCCUUUCCGAAAAUGGGGAACAACUACCUCGACGAGAUUCACAUUUCGCCGCCACCACUCUGCCCAAUCGCAGUUUCCACACUUCACAGCCCGUCGACCCUGACUCCGACCUUCCCCUGGACGCCGAGCCAUCAUUGCACCAUUCCCCGCAGCGAGAAAGCAUGGGACCCGAGGACGAAGAGCUGUUCGCGGGCCCGUCACUCGCUCUGUAUGGCUUCGAACCCGAGAAUGAGAACGAGCUCCGGCUCACCGAGGGAGAGGUGAUUAUGGUAUCGUAUCGCCAUGGUCAAGGCUGGUUGGUGGCGGAAAAGGCCAAUGGCGAUCAAGGCUUGGUACCGGAAGCAUAUGUACGACUGUUGCGAGACAUUGAAGGCUGGGACGAAGAGACGGGACAGUUCAUCGAAGGAGAUCCAUUCGGCCCCGAUGCAGAAGAGGUCACGACACCGACGGAGACUCCAACAACAACAACAACCACAAUCAUUCACGGCUAGGAGCUCUCGAUCAUCACCAGUUCGCUUCCAUGUAAGCCUGGAUGAAUACUAUUUCCACCGCUCGAGAUACACGUGCAUGUUCCAUUCGCGUCGAGGACUGGCAUAAUCGUCGUCGUGAUCGGGGCAUGUUGUUGUGCCAAACGCUUGGCACUCUCAAGUCUUUCGUGGACGCUGCGACCCAGCCACUGCGCCGCGUGUCAGUUCCUCCAUACAGGCAAUGCCAAACAUGCAGUCUCCCGCCAAUUGUGAAGGCGGCAGGGCCAGAGCCGAGCCUCUUCUCGGGACUUUCGCGUCAAACUAGUGCGGAGCCACAAAAGGUCAGAGAGCGUGCGUGAAACAAUCUCUCUGUCUUGGGGACAAGCCGUGAGGGAGAUCUGUACACGGAGCAGGAUGCUAGACCCUGUGCAUAAGCUCAUUCAUUCGUGGUCGCGCAGCACUCGGCAAGUCAUUUGGCCUGGCAGUAUUGAUACCAGGGAGAGAGAAAAGUACAAAACAAUGCUUAACCUGGUCCAAGCUAUAGAAGGCAAGCUCCUCAUACAUGCCGAACGACGACGCCUCUGCUUGAUGAUGUUGCGCCUGUUGGAAGAGGGUCUUCUUGCGGACGUCGCAAUAUCUCUGAGUGCCUUGACACCGGCAUUACUUGUCUCUGCCUCAAGAAGCAAUGAUAACCUUGCGCGUGUCCGCUGCUGCAUCACGUGGACUCACGCAGGCGCAUAUCACACUUGAGAGCAGACCAAGCAACCAUAGGGCCGAUACCACAAACACCGAAGUGUACUCACUGUAGUACUCUUGGGAACCGAAAAAGACCGUAUGAUUAUUAUCGAGCCAGAACCCUCUUUCUCUCACUCACUCUCCAUUGGCUGGAAAGAAAGAAACGAAAGACCUUUUGUCGACUUGAGCCGCCUAGAGAAAGAAAUACCUUGGGUCUUAUCCGCUCUGAUUACAACACACACACAUACAUUCCCUCCUUAGCCGAGAAUGAAGGGCAAAGCCGAUGUGGCGUGGCAGGCAGGCAUUGCAUUUGCAAAAGCGUCCUGGUUGGAAUGAAUCAGAAUCGUCCGAGGGAACCAAACCUUUGCUGCAAAUUGAGUGAGCGAGACUUGCAAAGAAGAAGAAGAAGAAGAAGGAGAAGAAGAAGAAGAAGAAGAAGAAGCAGCAGCAGAAGUUGAUCCCCAAAAUAAAAUGGGAGAGAGAGAGAGAGAGCAUAUGUACAUAUAUCUAUCUAUCGAUAUAUCUAUCCAUCCAUCCCAC
Sphaerulina musiva SO2202 is the source of this 2874-nucleotide messenger RNA. RefSeq lists its product as uncharacterized. The transcript has a single exon. Gene Ontology annotation, molecular function: protein binding. Bases 349 to 1623 code for a protein of 424 amino acids. The record is from RefSeq and is a predicted model, not a curated record. Lineage: Eukaryota; Fungi; Ascomycota; Dothideomycetes; Mycosphaerellales; Mycosphaerellaceae.